Microsporum canis CBS 113480 is the source of this 855-nucleotide messenger RNA. RefSeq lists its product as hypothetical. The coding region runs from base 1 to 855 and encodes 284 amino acids. NCBI's taxonomy places the organism in Eukaryota, Fungi, Ascomycota, Eurotiomycetes, Onygenales, Arthrodermataceae. The transcript is spliced from 3 exons. The record is from RefSeq and is a predicted model, not a curated record.
AUGGCUAAUUAUAUUUCAUUUCCUAUACUCGACGAGCUUGUCCGAUUCACCGAACACGAUUCGGGGUUUGAAGAUUCAGUGAAGGCGAUGGCAUCGGGAAUUCUCAACUAUUAUUUUCCGGCAACAAACGGGUUUACCGUUGCCCCAGAACAAAACCGAAACGACCAUUAUGCAGACUUUAUCAUCCUUCGGAUCCAGCGACGUUUUCCGGGUGAUCGAGGCGUCAUCGAUCAUACCUUAGCAGAAGCAAAAAAAACCACUGAUUCCAUCCAGGGUGCACUGGAGCAGCUUGAGAAUGCCCUUGAGAAUGCCCUUGAGAAUGCCAACACAGAAUUCGGCCGCUGCUGGGCAAUCCUGGUUCAUGGUUGCACAUUUCACUUCUACGAAUAUCACAGUACUUGCCUCCGAACGCACGGCUUAUUCCAUGGGGUCCUCCGGGUCAACCAUCCCGGAACUCGUUCCAUGCACGGAAUGAUAACGUAUUCAUCGACUGGAUGUUACAUCAUAUGGCUCAAAACAAUACUCCACCUGUGCGCUCGAUUGCUGAUGAGUCCGACAGCUGAAAUUGGUAUGAAACUGCAUAACGAUGACAUGGUAUAUUUAAAAGUAUCUUAUCUCUUAGAGCAAAAAACCGGCUAUGAUGCUAAUUCGACCCCAAAAUGGAUUAACCUUGGGCCUAAAAGACAUCUAAUCCGUAAGCCAGACCGGCAAAUCCGUAUUCGGAGCACCUUGGGAGAUCCGGCCACUAACACUUCACAGUCUUCGCCAGCAUACCGCCGGCUUACGUGGUUGAUGCCUCCAGGAACAAGUUCUGUGCAGAGUUUUCCAUCUUUACAGUCAGGACAAAUAACCUGA